Molecule: messenger RNA, 2118 nt
Organism: Hibiscus syriacus
Lineage: Eukaryota; Viridiplantae; Streptophyta; Magnoliopsida; Malvales; Malvaceae
Product: putative pentatricopeptide repeat-containing protein At1g77010, mitochondrial
Exons: 1
Coding region: 12-2042 (676 amino acids)
Biological process (GO): RNA modification
Molecular function (GO): RNA binding; protein binding
Source: RefSeq, a predicted model, not a curated record
GACCAUGGGGCAUGGAGCUUGAUCACCAAUAUUAUUGUCGUUUGCUUCAAUCCUGUACAACCCGCAGCUCCAUUCUCCUAGGAAAACAGCUCCACCUCUUUUUCCUCAAAAAGGGUAUCCUUAGUUCCACUCUUACAGUGGGAAAUCGUCUCCUCCAAAUGUAUUCGCGGUGCGGAAGUAUGGCCGAGAUUUGGAAACUGUUCGACGAAAUGCCGCAUAGAAAUUGUUUCACUUGGAAUACAGUGAUUGAAGGGUACAUGAAGUCGGGAAAUAAAGAGAAGACGUUGGAUUUGUUCAAGUUGAUGCCACAUAAGAAUGACUACUCCUGGAACUUUAUUAUUUCCGGGUUUGUUAAAGCGGGGGAGAUAGAAGUUGCUGGGGCUUUGUUUGAUAAUAUGCCUAGUAAAACCGCCUUUGCUUGCCAUUCGUUGAUUCAUAGUUAUGCUCGAAAUGGGGAUGCCAAAAAGGCUGUUAAGCUGUUUAAAGAAUCAGGGUCUUUGGGAGAUGAUGCGUUUGUGUUGGCAACUGUUAUUAGGGCAUGCAUUGAUUUGGGAGCUAUUGAAUUCGGGAAGCAGAUUCAUGCACAUAUGGUGGUUGGGGCAAUAGAGUUUGAUCCGGUUUUGUGUAGUUCUCUGAUAAACUUGUAUGGGAAAUGUGGUGAUUUGGAUGGUGCAAGUCGUGUUCUAAACUUGAUGAUAGAACCAGAUGAAUUUGCUUUGUCCGCGUUGAUUUCAGGUUAUGCAACUUGUGGCAGAAUGACUGAUGCAAGAAGAAUAUUUGAUAGAAAGAGUGAUCCAUCUGUUGUUUUGUGGAAUUCUUUGCUUUCAGGACAUGUUUUGAACUGUGAGGAAAUCAAAGCUUUGACUAUCUUUAAUAAUAUGAGGGAAAAGGGGCUUCAGGGAGACUUUUCAUCUAUUGCAGUUAUUUUAAGGGCCUGCAGUAGUUUAUGCAUUUCAGAACAUGUAAAACAAAUCCAUGGUCAUGCUAGUAAAGUUGGUCUGAUUUCCGAUGUUAUCGUGGCCAGCACCCUGAUUGAUGCUUACUCCAAAUGCGGAAUGCCAAAUUAUGCUUGCAAGUUUUUUACUGAGCUCCAAGCCUAUGAUACAAUCUUGCUUAACUCUAUGAUCACUGUGUAUUCCAUCUGUGGAAGAAUUGAAGAUGCAAAGCAACUUUUCAAGACAAUGCCAAAUAAAAGCCUGAUAUCAUGGAAUUCGAUGAUUGUAGGCCUGAGUCAAAACGGAUGUCCGAUUGAGGCAUUAGAUCUGUUAUGCAAGAUGAAUGAAAUAGAUUUGAGAAUCGACAAAUUUGCUUUGGCUAGUGCCAUCAGUGCCUGUGCUAGUAUCUCCAGUAUUGAACUUGGCGAACAAUUUUUUGCUAAAGCAACUCUCAUUGGACUUGAAGCUGAUCAAAUAAUAUCUACCUCCCUUGUUGAUUUCUACUGCAAGUGUGGUUUAGUUGAAUAUGGACGAAAAAUAUUUGACACAAUGACAAAAUCUGAUCAAAUCUCUUGGAAUUCCAUGCUAAUGGGUUAUGCUUCUAAUGGUCGUGGGUUUGAAGCACUGGUUUUAUUCAAUGAAAUGAUAAAUGCGGGUGUAAGGCCGACUGAAAUAACAUUUAUAGGGGUUCUGUCGGCAUGUGAUCAUUGUGGACUAGUAGAGGAGGGACGAAAGUGGUUUAACUUGAUGAAAUUGGACUACUAUAUUGAUCCUGGGAAAGAGCACUACUCUUGCAUGGUUGAUCUUUUUGCUCGUGCUGGUUGCCUUGAAGAAGCGAUGAAUCUCAUAGGAGAAAUGCAUUUCAAGGCAGAUGCAAGCUUGUGGCUAUCAGUUUUGAGAGGCUGUGUUGCUCAUGGAGAUAGAACUCUUGGAAAGAAGGUGGCAGAGAGGAUUAUUGAUCUUGAUCCCGGAAACUCCAGUGCUUAUGUACAGUUAUCAAGCUUAUUUGCAACCUCUGGUGAAUGGGAAACAUCAGCUAUUGUUAGAAGGAUAAUGAGAGAGAAGCAGAUUGUGAAGAAUCCCGGUUUCAGUUGGGCUGAUAGUUAAACAAGCAUUGUUAUGGUAGCAACUGGCAAAAGAGUUGCUAAUGGAAAGAGAUCAUUUUACCCUUUGGCAACAAAGU